UACUGUUUGUUCACAAUAUUUACCAUGGUAACUGUCGUUUCCCCUCAAAUACCGUAGUUACUAAAGUUACGUUACUGCAUUAAUUUGACUGUGAAAACUAAAUGAAAUAAAACGACACUGCCUUUGAAACGAAUACGUAAUGUAUGUAUGAUUUAAUAUCUAAUAUCUUCUGAAGAUUUUCCACAGUUUUUUUAUUUUUUAUUUUUAAUAAUAACUAGUUUCCAUUAUAUUUUAGUUGUCAUGGCACUUGAGGCUCUUGAGAAUGGUGAGGUUCCAGUCGGCUGUCUGAUGGUUUACAACAAUGAGAUUAUUGGAAAAGGAAGAAAUGAGGUGAAUGAAACAAAAAAUGCUACUCGGCAUGCAGAAAUGGUGGCACUGGAUCAAGUGCUUGAUUGGUGCCGUUUCAGAGAGAAGGACCCAAAGGAGGUGUGUGAACAGACUGUACUUUAUGUGACAGUGGAGCCAUGUAUCAUGUGUGCCGCUGCUCUGCGCCUGCUUCCAGACAUACCUCUUGUUGUAUAUGGGUGCAAAAAUGAGCGGUUUGGAGGCUGUGGAUCAGUCCUGGACAUCUCAUCAGAUCUUUUACCACACACUGGAACUUCAUUUAAGUGCAUCGCCGGCUAUAGAGCAGAAGAGGCUGUUGAAAUGCUCAAGACAUUUUAUAAACAGGAAAACCCAAAUGCUCCCAAACCUAAAGUGAGGAAAGAUUUGAUCAGUCCUCCAGAUGGCGCUGUAGUCGUUCAGGUAAAACAAGGACCGCAAGAUGACGAGAGCGAAACAAUUGCUCCUUUGAGCUGAAAUGGAAAAUAUUGAGACUUUUACAAGACCUUGUCAGUGCCUGGAUCUCAGUGACUUUUGAUUUUGCCAUCUUUAUGAGGUCAUUGAUAUGAUCUAGUAUUUGAGGAAGCACGUUGGCUCAUUAUCUGGACCACAUAGCUCGUAAAACCUCCAGGCUUCCUCUUCUCUGUGGCUGGACGCUGAGAGUUGUCUGUUAACAGUGUGUAGAAGCAAUAGACUGGGCCUGUUCUGCAUUAAAGCGCAGGUUCUUCUCCAGGUCUUGCGCUCUCUGUGUCCUUAUACAACCCAGAGAACUGGUUCUGAACUCUCAAUGAUCUCAGUCUUGGACUCACUAGCAGAUGCUGGACAGGCCCAGGUGGAGUUUCCACUUACUUCAUAGCCAGAAAAUUUAAAGGGAUAGUUGAAAUUAAAUUUCUUUCAGUACUUUUUCACACUACUUUUUUUUCUUCAGUGGAGCACAAAAAGGGAAUUUUAUGAAGGAGUCCUCUAAAGAAUAUAUACCCAUUUUAAUAGAAUUAAAGUAAUUGAAGAUGGAGGCUGUCAAGCUCUAUAAUAGCAAAAAAUAAAAGGAUCACAAACAAGUAUAAAAGUCAUCCUGAUGCUUUGUGUAUAUACUUUUGUUUAGAUUUUUCUGGAAGAUGGAAAGUCACACAGGUUUGGUACAACAUGAGGGUCAACAAAUAAUUAAUCAUUUUUAGGUUUUCAAAGUUGUUUCCUUAAGUUUGCUUGUUUAUAUAUUUGUAUUUGCAAUAUCCCAUGCAUACUAACUUGGAAAAAAGAAAAUACGUUUUGUUGUCUGUAUAAGUGUUAAUUUAGUAUUAUUUAUGUGCUGUCAUAGUUAUUGAUAUUUUGAAUCAGAAUUAAAUUAUAUUUUACAUUUUUCAUUUUAACUUUAGUUUCAUUUUCAGUAAUUGUAUGUGUAUAUAUAUAUAUAUAUAUAAACCAUUUAGUUGUUCUUAUUUUUUUAUUUCCAAUCAGUCAACUUGAACUUAUUUUGGUUAGUGGCCAAGGCAGCAUUUUCUCAUUUUGAUUUAGUUUAUUUAUUUAUUAUAGUGCUGUCAAUGAUUAAUCACAUCCAAAAUAAGUUUUGGUUUACCUAAUAUGUAUAAAAAGUUAUAUUAUAUUAUAUGUGUAUAAUGUAUAAUGUAUAAC
Messenger RNA from Carassius auratus (goldfish), 1950 nucleotides. It is a transcript of the gene adat2, whose product is annotated as adenosine deaminase tRNA specific 2. Gene Ontology annotation, molecular function: tRNA-specific adenosine-34 deaminase activity; zinc ion binding. The record is from RefSeq and is a predicted model, not a curated record. Lineage: Eukaryota; Metazoa; Chordata; Actinopteri; Cypriniformes; Cyprinidae. Gene Ontology annotation, biological process: tRNA wobble adenosine to inosine editing. The transcript is spliced from 6 exons. The coding region runs from base 241 to 798 and encodes 185 amino acids. Gene Ontology annotation, cellular component: cytoplasm; nucleus.